UAACGUCCCCAACACACUGCUUUGGCCCCUGCUUCGGAUAAACGGGAGGCUCAAAUCAGGCUCCGUUUGAGUCAAUUGGCUGGUCGUUGAGUCAUUCUUGACCUCGGCUUGGAGUCAACCAAUCGAUGCAGACCAGGCGGACAUGUCAGACAAGAUGUGCUCUUCUUGACUGCAUUGUGAGGGUAUAGCUCCUGGGAAACCCUGGUGUGAUGGUCUAUGGGAGUCUUCCAUGUGACGGCAUCCCUUUGUUGGGCCCCAUGGUGGGUGGGGUCACUAGGAGCCGAAUAAUUAAACAUUAAUCAUGGACCCAAAAAAUUCCAAACAUUUUGACACAGCAACAACAUCGACGACAAAAGAAAAGACCCCCAGCCAACCUGCUUACUUAAUAGUGCACGCAACUGGAGAAAAACCCCUCGCUAAGUGUUCUCCUUUUUUGAUUCAGAAGCUUUUUGAAUCAACCAUUGGGCAUUUAAAAAAGAUACAAAAAUUGAGUUCAGGGGACGUACUAGUGGAAACAGCCUCUCCUCAACAAACAACAAAGCUUUCAACAAUGAAGACUCUUGGAGACAUGGGAAUAUUAGUCACACCACACAGAAGUUUGAACUCAUCACGUGGUGUGAUAUCUGAGUUUUAUUUGAUGUCUGAAGACGAAUCAGACAUUCAGAUUGGCCUGUUGGACCAAGGUGUCACUUCUGUCCGACGCAUUUCGAUUCGUCGAGACGGUAAGUUGAUACCCACAAAACAUCUAAUUCUCAUGUUCGACAAUCCAACAUUGCCAUCCUUCGUUACGGCAGGAUAUCUGCGCUGCCCUGUCCGUCCAUACGUUCCAAAUCUGCUGCGUCGCUUCAAAUGCCAGCGAUUUGGACAUUCCCAGACUUCCUGCCGAGGCAAAAGCGUAUGCGCACAGUGUGGGAGUGAAGACCACGUUAGUACUGAAUGUAAAAGUACACCACACUGUGUGAACUGUAAAGAUGCCCAUCCUGCCUGUUCCAGGAAAUGCCCUGCAUGGCAAAGACAAAAGGAGAUUCGGGUGAAAACUGUAAAAAACGUAUCAUACCCAGAGGCCCGUCGCAUGGUCACUCCAAGUGCACCAUUACAGCAGAAGACAUUUGCUAGUGUGUUGAAAUCCACUAAGACAUGAGGGGUUCAAACAGAUAUUUUUGUAUCCCCAAGUGAAUCUCUUACUUGCCAUGCAAAUGCUUAUUGAUCCCAUCUGCACAAUCAGAAGAAAAGGGAGAACACAAAGACCAAAACCUCUGUAACUAAAACGGGAGUAACAACCAGAAAUGUGGGUUCUAAAAAAGCCAGUAAGAAUUCACUUAACAAACAGAGUGAAAGCACCCCUCUCUAAAGUCAAAAAAUCAGAAGCUCAAUCUAUGAGUGAGUUAUCUGACAUAUCUGAUGAAGAGCCUUAUAUGGAGGUUUCAAAACCAAAGUCACCUCCAAAAGAGAAACCACCUGUUAAAUUAAAGAGGGAUACCCUCGCAAAGAAUGCUGCUUCAAACACAUAAUGGGUUAUAAAAUAAUCCAAUGGAACUGUCGUGGUUUCUGCAACAACUUCUCUGACAUUAAACACUUGACACCAUCCACCUCAUCUCUCUGUGUGUCACUCCAGGAAACCCAUCUAAAAGCUGGAGAAAAUAUUUCUCUCAAAGGUUUCAAUCUUUAUUGCAAGGAUGAUGAUAGCCACAACCGAACCAGUGGCGGUGUGGCUAUUUUGGUUUCCAAUCGAAUCCCAUCUUUGCUGGUACAAAUAACCACUGAUUUACAAGCUGUGGCAGUCAGAAUUUCUAUUGGAGUAACUGUCACAGUUUGCUUUAUAUACUUGCCACCAGAUGUCUGAGUCAAGGAAGAUGAAUUGGAUGCCUUAGUUGAACAGCUGCCAACACCAUUCCUUCUACUGGGUGAUUUCAAUAGCCACAAUCCUAUGUGGGGCAGUCCUGACAUUAAUCGUCGAGGCAGAGCCAUUGAACAACUCAUAGGCAAUCAGCAAAUGUAUUUAUUUAAUACUGGAGAUGUGACAUACUUCCAUGCCCCAACAAGAACUUUCACUGCCAUUGAUUUUUCAUUAGCCACUCCCAACCUAUUUUUAGCAUUUACAUGGGAGGUUGGAUCUAAUCUACUCUGUAGCGACCACUUUCCAAUAUUUUUAAAAUAUCGAGGCAGAGAAAGCUGUGAAACAGCCCGUCCAUCGCGCUGGAAACUGGAAACGGCAGAUUAGCCUUCAUUUUCCUCUUUGGCUAACAUCACUGAGGAAAUGGUCAAUACUUUUGAUAUCAAUGAUGCAGUUGAGGUUGUCACUUUCAGUAUUAUUCAGGCAGCGGGGAAAACAUCAACUAGAUAUCCAAAAUAUCCGAAACCAUGGUGAAACCAGAAUUGCGAGGCAACAUUUAAAGCACAAAAGAAAGCAUGGGGUAUUUUCAGAAGAUACCCCACUGCGAGAAAUUUGGUUGCUUUUAAAAGAGGAAAGGCAAAUGACAGAAGAAUUAGAAGGCAAAGCCAAAGGGAUUCUUGGAGGAAGUAUGUCUCUGCUAUAACAUCAUCUACUAGCUCAAAAGCAGUCUGCAAUAAAAUCCAUAAAAUUAAUGGAAAAUAUGCUUCCCAAUCUCUGUCCGUGCUGGAAAAUAAUGGCACAAUAAUCAGCGAUAUACAGGAUAUUGCCAGUUUGUUGGGUGAAACGUUUUCUACUUCAUCCAGCAAUGUAAUGUUUACUAAGAAUUUCCAAGCUUAUAAAGCUCAAAAAGAAAAACACUAUUUAAAUUUUUACUUCUCAUCUAAUGAGGAAUAUAAUGUGCCAUUCACCAGCAUAGAACUACAUACAGCAAUCUCUCGCUCGGGGAAUACUGCUGUAGGUCCGGAUAAAAUCCACUACAGCAUGAUUAAAAAUCUUUCAGACAAUUCUCUUUGUAAUGUUCUGAAUCUGUUUAAUAGAAUAUGGACAGAACAUACUUUUCCCGACUCUUGGAGGCUAUCUAUCAUUAUUCCCAUUCCCAAACCUGGUAAAGAUCACAAGAAUCCCUCUAAUUACAGACCAAUUUCUCUGACAAGUAGUCUCUGUAAACUAUUCGAGAGAAUGGUAAACAGGCAU
Centruroides sculpturatus (bark scorpion) is the source of this 3088-nucleotide messenger RNA. RefSeq lists its product as uncharacterized. The record is from RefSeq and is a predicted model, not a curated record. Bases 302 to 1141 code for a protein of 279 amino acids. NCBI's taxonomy places the organism in Eukaryota, Metazoa, Arthropoda, Arachnida, Scorpiones, Buthidae. Gene Ontology annotation, molecular function: zinc ion binding; nucleic acid binding. The transcript has a single exon.